Molecule: messenger RNA, 3569 nt
Organism: Paramecium pentaurelia
Lineage: Eukaryota; Ciliophora; Oligohymenophorea; Peniculida; Parameciidae
Source: the annotation of a GenBank genome assembly
AUGAAUUAAAAUUAUAUUGACCAAGCCUAUAUGACUAAGGUUUAGUAUUCAUUUGAUUUACAUAGAAAUUCUAUAGAGCAUUUGGGAAUUAUUUUGGACCUCAUACUUCAACACCCAGUAUGGCAUCAGAAUAUUUAUCAUCAACAAGGACCCAGACAUCCAAUUUAUACAAAUAAAACAGUUUAGCAAAACCAAUUACAACUCCUUAAAAUGUAAGUAAACCAAUAAAUUUAAAUUCUGUUCAAGUAAAAACAUAGACUCAACAUAUUUCUAAAUAACAGCCAUAAGUUCAUCAUAUUAAAAGUUUAUCAUCAGACUUAAAGAAUUAACAUCAAUAAAAAAGAUUCAAAUAAGAGAAAAUGAUAUUAUAUACAGAAUCAGAUUAGCAUCCUUUUUUGAUCAUUUAAAAAAAGGCAAAGGAAUUAAGAAAAAUUGAAUCUCGAAAAAGUACUUUGCCUUCAAUUUAAACUGAAUCUUAACAUAGUGCCAGAUUGCCAGAUAUUCCUCCAUUACUUCAAAUUCCAAUAAUAUAAAUUACAGAACCAUUAGAGUAGCAUUCAUAAAAAGGUUAAGAAUAUGAUUCAGAUAAAGAUGAUGAUUCUUAAGAAGAAGAUGAUAUUCCUCAAGGUUAAAAGAAGAUGAAGAAACUUUCUGUUAGACUCAAAUUUAAGAAUGCUGUUUAAUCAUAAGUUUCUACACUUUUUAUCAAUAAACAAGUAAAAUUAUUACAAUUAUUUAAGCCAAAGUCACUCUUUAAUGUGAUAAUCUCCCCUGAAUUUACACUCAAGCAUGAAGAAGAACGUUAAAAAAUAAGUGAUGCUUUUGAAGCUGGAAAUUUUAUAUUAUAUAAAGCAAAGUAAUUUCAAUAGAAAUAAGUAACCCAUAAAAGAAAACUAUUUGUUACAUAAUUAAAUAUCAAGCAUCCUCAUAAAAUGAAUAAUAUUGUCAGUUCAUAAAUAGCUAAAUUAAAUACUACAAAUAAGGCAUUUUAAAGAAAAAUUAAAAUGAUUUUAACUACAACUGAAAAUAGCAAAGAAAUUGAGCAACCCUAAAAAUUUUCAUUAUUAUCUAAAUAUAAAAAAAGCUAAUUUAGUUAAUAAGGUAGUAAUGAACAUAUUGCUUAAGUUAUCAAUCUAAAUAAAGAUUAAUUUACAAUUACAAUAACUAACGAUAAAUUAGAAAAUGAAAUUCAAAUUUUUAACAGACCAAAAUUUGUUAUUUAAAUAGAUUAAAUUAUUGAAGAAGUUUAAUUAGCAUAAUCUCCCCCUAAAUAAGCUAAUUCUCCUGGAAGAAGAAUCUUAUAACAUUCUGGAUCUAUGCAUUAAUCUUAAAAACACAUUAAUUUAAGACAUUCUGUUUCUUAAUAAAUUAUUAAAGAAGAAUCAUCAAAUGUUUCUAUUGUUCCUUAUUUAGAAGAAAACAAUAAUCUAGAUUUUAAUUAAGAAUUCUCAAAAGUAAAUAAAAUAUAUUAAUUUAUUUAAGUCUAAUUUAUAUGUCAGACUUUAUUAUUAAGGUAGAUUACAUAAAUUGCCAAGAAAAACUACUUUUGUUGGGAUGAAUCUACAAGAAAUUGAAGAUUAUUUUACAUCUUAACAUCAAUUAAUUAAGCUAACAAAUAUGUAUUUUCUUAAGAUAUUUAGAAAUUUUUAAGCCACUGAAGUACCAGGAUUAGAAUAGAUUGGUCCUACAUUAGAAUAAAAUUUAGAUAUACCUAAAUUUAUACUUUAUCAACCAAAAUUAUGUUUAAACUUUAAUUUUGAUUAAAGUGUAACAUUUUCUUCAAGUGAUUCAGAAUAAAGUUAGUCUUUGGAUUUACUUUUAGAAGAACCUAUUUAAAGUUUAAUUUUAAAUAAAUUUAGGCUAGGAUUAUAAAAAGAAGAGCACGAAAGUAAAAUGGUUAAUAUAAUAAAAUCACUAAACAAUUUGGAUUAAGAAAAAGAUGAGACAAUAUUUAUUGAGGAUGAUUUCAAAAAUUUCAAAAGUAAUCAUUUAUGUUUUAAUUUAUAUCAGCUCUAUCAACUGGUUAAUUGACUCUUAUUAAGAAAGCUAAAAAUCAUUUUUUAUAACCACUUGAUCUUGUUUACAUUAUAAAUACAUUAGAUUAAAAUACAAAAAACGAAUUAUUAACAUUUCCUUAACAAGCCAUACCUAUAAAUUAGAUAUUAGAUUCAAUUAAUUCUGAUAAUGAUAGUUUGGCUUAUAAAUAACUUGAAAAAUAUUAUGAUAAAUUAAUUUUAAAAAAGAGAAUAAUAGAAUAAUUAGAAAUUAGACAUGAAUAAAUAUUAAUUGGAAGAUAUUAAGAUAAGGAAAAAGUUAUUGAUAUAGAACAUUAAGAUUUAAUAGAUACUUUAUAAAAUCUACCUGAAAUACCAAAAUUAAAAGAAAUAGAAAAAUAAUAAAAAAGUUAAAAGUCAUAAUAAUAAUAAUAAUAAUAAUAAUAAUAAUAAUAAUAAUAAUAAUAAUAAUAAUAAUAACAAUAAUAAUAAUAAUAAUAAUAAUAAUAAGUUACAAAUUAAUAAAGCGUAAAAGGAGAAUAAUAGAUUAGAUAAAUUGUUAGUAUUAAAAAAAAUUUACUUAAUAAAAAAUAAUUAAAAAAAAACUAAACAUAAACUAUAAAUAUUUAACCAAAUUUAAGGACAAAAUAAACUAGCAACUCACCAGAUUAAACCAACUCAAGAUUAACAAUGUAAUAUUCUAAUUAAUUAACUAAUUAAUAAACUUAAAAUAAUAUUAUAACAUAAUCUACUACAUAAUUUUUAACAAAACCAACUAACCAAUCUUAAUAAUCAGUCAAUGUUUCAGGAACAAAAAUAAUCCAAAAAAGUAAAUCAAAUGCAGAUUUAAGUGAAACAUCAUCUAUAAAAUCUUCAAAUAGUAAAUUAGAGAUUAGUUCAUAAAAGAUAUUAGAAGCUGAUAAUUAAAAGCAUUAAACAAAGAAUUAAUAAACUCAUGAAGUAGAAAAUGAAAAAAAAGUCAAACAUCAUUAAACAAAAUCAGAAAAUUUAAUCAAUAAAAUCUUUGAAUAAAAAGUAUAUAUUUAUAUUUUUAUAAAUUAUCUCUUUAGAUUUCAAGUAUGCAAUAACAUUCAUUGAGAAUGAGAAGCCAUGCAGAAGAAUAAACAAGAAGAUAGAAAUAUGAUCAAAAAUAUCAAGUAAAAUUUGCUAUAGAGGAUAAUAAUUUUUAAGAAGUAAAUAAUAUCUUUAAGAAAAUAGUUUUUGGAAAACUUUAAAUAAUUGCCAGAAAUGUAUAUUGAUUAUAGAUUCUAAAAAAAUGAAACAUUCUUAACUUUAGCUACAUAAAGUGGAAAUAAGGAGAUUGUAAAAGAACUAAUCAAGAGAGGAGCAGAUAUUAACAUAUAAAAUGUAUUGUUUUACUAAAAAAGGAUGAUGGAAAUACCCCCUUGCAUUUGGCUAUAGCAUAUUCUCAUUUUAAUAUAGCUGACUUACUCAUGUUUUCUGGAGCCUCUUCUCACAUUUUAAAUAAGUAGGGUAGGAAUGCUUGGAAUGUAAUAUGAUAAAUUAAUGUAUCUACUAAUAAUUUUGAAUCUAUAAAAAGAUUACAAAUCUUGA